CUCGGGCUUACCCAUUUGCUUUAUUUCGACUCUGGUACAGGAGCAUCCCAUCUGCAAAGUGAAGUCGAGAAACAGGGAUUUAAUCGAAAUUAUGCUGUAUUGAAGAACGCAUUUAAGAAUACUCUGAUAAAGCCUCGAGAGGACUAUGUCGAUGUAUUUUUUCGUCAUCUAGAACAGUGUGCGAGUAUAUGGACGCCGCAACAGUUCUAUGCUCCGUACACAUCACUCAUACAAGCCAGCGGUACUGGCAAGUCAAGACUAUUAAGAGAAUUAGCAUUUGAAAAAGGCGUCUUUGUGGUAUAUAUUUGUUUGCGUGAUUCAGAAUCGAGGGGCUACCCAAAGCGUUCCAUCAUUGCUGAUGUACUCACUGGACAAGCUUUUCCGGAAGCUCAUUAUCUUACUUUCUUAUCGGCUUUGUUUGGUGUAUGUUCAGAAUUCUUCGAUCAAGAACUUCGUAAAGAUGCGGAAAAUAUAUGUGGCCGCGUGUUCGACAUUUUUAUUAGUGACAAAGAUGACGAAAUGUUCGAGUUGCAAAACAUAUUUUGGAAUAACGUGUCAGAACAGAUGAAAUCGCAAGAGACCUCGAACAAGCCAGCGUCUGUUGUUGAAGAAUUAGAGAGUCGCUAUAACGAUCUCAUGAUUACUUUGAAAAAACUGAACAACCCCUCUUCAUUUAAAAUGUUGUUAGCCCUCGACGAGGCCGGUGUAUUGAUUGACAGAAAGAAUAACAAAGGUAAUUUUUAUCACUUACGGAGGGCGCUACAGGCUGUUCCACAUGGGGGCGAUGCCUGCUUUAUGGCACUUUUCACUGAUACACUCUCAAGAGUCUCGAAUUUCUCUCCUGCCAAACGCCAUGAUCCAUCCACCAGAGUCGGUGAUGGAGAGAGGCUGUACAAACCAUUUUACCUUCUUGACGUAUUUGACUGCCGCAUGCAACGACCAGCACAUAUUACAGUUUCAUCAUCAAUAGCUCAAAUUCGCAAUAUGGGACGACCUCUUUGGGCAGAUGUUGACGAAGGAGCUAUUAUAGAGUACGCCAUGGAGAAAGUCCUCUGUGACAGAAAAAAAGCCAGAAACAUAUAUGAAGCGGAGCAUAAAGUGGUUAUCGAAAAAGUAACAGAAGCACUAGCGAUUCUUGGACCACGGCUCUAUUUAGAAAUCUCAAACCUUUCGCAGCAAGCGUCCGAGUUAGUCAGUAGCCAUAUGAGAAUCUUGCGCCAUGUCGAUGAGACACGGGAAUCCCUUGCCACAACAUCUCCAAGUGAACCCGUGUUAGCCGAGGCUGCAAGCCAUAUAAUGAACUGUUCUGGGAUUCUCGUGCAAGUUUUGGACCACUUAGUCAGCUCAAUCAGAAAUCACGUUGUUGUCAACGCAGGUGAUCAGGGUGAACUUGUUGGCAGAAUCCUGUGUCUUCUGGCAAUUGACAAAGCGAUUCAGUCGGAAUCCAAACAAUCAGAAUCCAAUCUCUGGAACAUGUACUCACAGCCCAUCACCGUACAGGAGUUUUUCGACGCACUCGUUGGUUCGGAGUCGUGCAAAAAGCUUAGUCCGAUUUUUGCCAAAAAAGCCAAUGGCGUGAUGCUCCGCAAUAGCAAGGUCAGGUUUAAUCAUUUCGCAUAUGUUGAGUUCACUCCUACUAGACUGGAUCUUGUCAACUUUUUCUUUCGUGGGGCAGCUGUGUUUUGUAAGCGAAAUCAAAAGGGAGUGGAUAUCAUCAUUCCAGUUGCCAUGGUUCGAGAUGAUGAAACUCCAAUCACAGAGAAGAAUGUGACGUUCAUCGGUAUCCAAGUCAGGAAUCGUGAAGCUGAUGGUCCAACUGGUGACGAAGAUCAGCAAGAAGGGAGCACACAAUCGUUCAAACGACAGAAGAUGGAUAAUAUAUUCAAACAAACAGCUCGCUAUAUUGGUAUUGAUGACUGCAAACCCUUCCCUCUACCUUACCUUGGGAUUUACAUGAGUCUUGGAGUGACAUCUGAAGGUAUUGAAUACAAUAGCACUUUAGACAUUGGAGUGACGACACGAACAGAUGCCAAGGACAGAAUGGGACAUUUGAGCAUUUAUGGACUCUCAAAAAACGUGUACGCAUGUUUCAAUGAUGCAGACAGUGACAUAAUAGAAUCACUGUUGCACAAGUUGUUGAUAUCUUAUGUUGACCCUGUCGAAAAAGAAAAUGGCAUUCUGUGGG
Paraglomus occultum is the source of this 2185-nucleotide messenger RNA. Lineage: Eukaryota; Fungi; Glomeromycota; Glomeromycetes; Paraglomerales; Paraglomeraceae. The record is from the annotation of a GenBank genome assembly.